AGCAAAAGAAAUUGAAAACGCGUACACGUUCUACAUAAUCAUCAUCUAUAAAUUAUUAUAAUUCCAAUAACUAUAUCUCUAAGACAAAAUUCACUCAAAAUUCAACUACUCAAAGCAAUUUACAAUCAAUUUCUCGAAUCAUGACAGGCACAGGAGACGAAAAUCAACCCAAAUUUCAACAAUCAGAGUCUCAAAUACCUUGUGUUUCUUCAUCAUCUUCAGAUCCACAAGCACCAGAAAUGGAUCCCAAAAAAUGGGGUACCCAUAUUAUGGGUCCGCCUGCAGUUCCAACUUGUCAUCCAGACAAUCAGAAAGCUGCUUCAUGGAGAGCUGAGGAUCAAAGAGAAGAGUUUCAGCCACAGCCUUAUGUUGUUUAUUCCCCAAUUGAUAAGCCUAGCAAUAACCCACUUGAUUCGGUUGUUAAUGUGUUCAAUUCAUGGAGUAACAGAGCUGAGAACAUCGCGCGCAACAUUUGGUAUAAUCUGAAAGCUGGACCAUCAGUUACAGAAGCGGCAUGGGGAAAACUUAAUUUGACAGCCAAGGCGUUGACAGAGGGUGGAUUUGAGCCUCUUUACAAGCAGAUAUUUGGAGCAGAUCCUAAUGAACAGCUGAAAAAGACGUUUGCUUGUUAUCUUUCUACUGCGACUGGGCCUGUUGCUGGUACACUCUAUCUCUCAACUACUAAAGUCGCUUUUUGCAGCGAUCGGCCAUUAUCAUUCAAAGCUCCAUCUGGUCAGGAGGCCUGGAGCUACUACAAGGUAGCAGUACCGUUGGGAAAUAUUGGGACUAUAAACCCAAUAGUGAUGAAAGAGUCUCCACCAGAGAGGUACAUUCAGAUUGUUACCAUCGAUGGUCAUGAUUUCUGGUUCAUGGGGUUUGUGAAUUUUGAUAAAGCAAAACAUCAUCUUCUUGAAACUUUGUCAAUUUUUAGAGCCCAACCCCCUCAUCUCAAUCUGCAACAACCAGCUGCUUACUAGAAGCAUUGCCUGUACUCUGUUUUUUUUGUCUUUCCUGUUUGUUCCUAUAUAUAUUUGUAUUUCUUUUAUUGUAUCAUAUUCGGGAGUGUGGUUUGUUUUGAUGUAAAUAAAAACUCUUUGCGUUUUAAUUUAUUUGUCUGGUUUUGACUUGAUAUAGAA
This is a messenger RNA of Solanum pennellii, 1136 nucleotides long. RefSeq names its product GEM-like protein 5. Lineage: Eukaryota; Viridiplantae; Streptophyta; Magnoliopsida; Solanales; Solanaceae. The coding region runs from base 141 to 977 and encodes 278 amino acids. The transcript has 3 exons. The record is from RefSeq and is a predicted model, not a curated record.